AUGGAUGUCCCGCAAGAAGUCGCUGGACAACACUACACCCAACGCUUCUGUUCAGCUGUCCUGCUCUCGUCUUCCCAGCAUGCCUCCGCAAGGCGGAUCCACCAAGGCUCAUUCUACCAUGACGACCCAGAGGACCCGCAGGUGCCGGUACCGGAGCAAGUGGUCGUCGCAGGCGAGGCGACUAAUGCCCCUGCAACCAUCACGGCUGGUGUCGCUCCCGUGGCUUCAACAUCCGUGCCGGUUCCUGGCGCUUCCGCGUCGGUCGCUGAAUCCCGUCGCCCGGAGCUUCCUGCGGGGGUGUUGGAUGAGGAAGAAGAAGACGAUGGGUAUCUGAGCGAUGACUCUGACGAAGGGAUUGAUAUGCAAGUGAAAGGCCUUCUCUCAUCCAAGACGCGUGUCAUGCUGAUUCUCCUCAUUCCUCAUGACCUGGCUAAGGAAGUCCAUGCGGCGAAGAAAUUGGUGCGCGCUCUCCUGGUGUUCUUGAGGAAGAAGCUGUUGGAUGAUGCGCUCUCGUUUCAGGAGCUGCUUUCGACGUACCUGUCACGGACCCGCUUCAGCCGUCUGCAGGCCACCUUCGCUUUGACCGCGGAUGCGGAGGUGGUCCGGCAGCAUCAGGUGGACCAUGUGGGUGCGGACGGCAAGACACGUUACACCUUCGGCUGGAAGCAUCCGAUCGACAUCAGUUUCCUGAAGGCGAAGGUUGACAUGCCAGAAGGGGUGGACGUGCUUCUUAAGGGAGUGCUUGCAGAGAUCACGCCGACGAUCGUCUAUGAGUCGCUGAUGGUCGCGAAGCUUCACAAGCGUGGGAGGUUGGUGUUCCUGCACGGCGCGGGUUUCCACCGUGUGAUGGAUCCGGUCACUAGUCUGGGCACGGACAAGAUCCGCGGACUGGUGGUCCCGCAUCCUGGUGACACGUACCGCUGGCGACACAUGAUGGAGGACCUUCUGAUCGACAAGAAGCGACAGGGGUGGUCAGCGCGGGUUUUGAUCUCGACUGAGUCCAGCGCGGAGGAUUGGUUGUGUGUUCAGAAGUGUUGCGACCGCGUGCAUGGGGAGACCUUCGAGCAGGCGGCCACGCAUAUCGGCUCCUUUCGCCAUGCAUAUGCGGUGGGAGCGGCAGGGGUGGCAACUCGUGCAAUCAAAGCAAAGCAGAGCCUGCAGGCGGUGAAGAGGUUGUUCCGUAUCCGCGCAAAGGCGGUAAAGGCGAAGUGA
Closterium sp. Naga37s-1 is the source of this 1212-nucleotide messenger RNA. NCBI's taxonomy places the organism in Eukaryota, Viridiplantae, Streptophyta, Zygnematophyceae, Desmidiales, Closteriaceae. The record is from the annotation of a GenBank genome assembly.